This is a messenger RNA of Cephus cinctus (wheat stem sawfly), 9540 nucleotides long. RefSeq lists its product as uncharacterized. Gene Ontology annotation, biological process: signal transduction. The transcript has 13 exons. The record is from RefSeq and is a predicted model, not a curated record. Gene Ontology annotation, molecular function: actin monomer binding. The coding region runs from base 1110 to 7343 and encodes 2077 amino acids. Lineage: Eukaryota; Metazoa; Arthropoda; Insecta; Hymenoptera; Cephidae.
CACGUUCAUCAGUGGAUGUCUAGGAAAAAGUCGUUACUCACUUCGAACACGGUAAAGUGCAAACGGACAGUUUACGCGAUCAUCGUGGUUAAAUCUGAGUCAGUAUCGAGUGACGGAUAAAAAGGGGAAUAUAUGCAAUGCACAGAUUAAUGAUAUCGUCGUUAUCAGUAGAUAUAAAAACGAUUCGAGUCAAAUAAUAUCGAAGUACACUCGUUAUGGAUCCACCAGGUGACACGUACGAAUCUGUGAGUGAUUGAAAUCUUUAUCGAAGGUGUCUUCAAAUUGACAAGUAUUUUCACGCAAUCUAACUUUAUUCCAAUCUCGUACGAGAGACGCAGCUAAUCCUAUUGAGGAGGGUAAUACCGUAGAUACUAAAAUGGCGAUCGAAGAUCGGUUAGUGAAUGCUAACAAGUCCUUUAAUAUUCUUUGGCACCAACAGUCGUUCGCCAUUAUACGUUCGCAGUCAACUUCGUAAAUUUCUCGUCGUUCAUUACUGGAUUUACUCGGGGCGGAGUAAAAGAUUCUGGGUGCAGUCUUCAGUACAGUUAUAACUCCUGUGCGAGGCUGACGUCUCGUAGACCGGUGGUAAACUCACCACGUAAGGAGGAGCAGGCUAUUUUUUUUUUCAUCCAACCAAAGUCUCCUUCACGAUAACAUAGUCGUCAGUGAUUUAGAAAUCCUUAAAAAAAUAAGAUAAAGGUUGUCAUGAAAAUUUAAAUUCAAAUUUCCCGCGUAAAAUCAAAGGUAAACAUAACUAGGGAAAUUUAAAGGAUGACUUCCUCGUGACUGCAUAGGAAUAAUUUUUUGUAAGUAACAUUAAAUCUUACGUAUCUUUUAAGGUUCGUCAAAAUACAAUCGUAAUUGCAUAAAACGGGUGUCAAACCUUGCAUGCCAACGAAGCUUUGAUCGAAUGAGAGCAAUAAAUUAACACAGUCUUGAAUUUUGAUUGUUAUACUUUGAAAUAAAAUCAAUCGUAACAGUCAUACCGAUAGAUAUGAGAUUAUCAAAGGAACAUUGACUGCUGACUAAACGCAAAGAAAUCUCGUGAAGCAAUAUAAUCAGAAGUGAUUAUGAAGUGACAAAGUGAUCGUAUAAAUUGGAGUGUAAAAAUGUUGUGCCUCAAGAAACGAAGAACCUACAGCUUCACGCAGGGAGCCUGUGAGGAUUUGCCGAGAAGAGUAAAAAAGGAUAAUCGUUACAAUGAAUCCUUGAAUAUGGCUGUUACGACACUGCCGCGUAAACAUGGGACCAGAGAGGACAGACCGUCGUCCGGGAUGGUGCUGACCGUUACCGAGGACACCCCGGCGGACAUGCUGGCAGGAAGUAUGGACCUCCUUGUCCAGCUUCCACGGGAACAUCACGUCCAUACUCAGAGGGUCACUGUUCAACGGAGCACGCCCAUGAUGGAUCUUCUCGUGCAGAUCGCAACCGCUCACAAAUUGGCCGCUUCGAGCUACACACUUCAGGCCAUUGGAGAACGUGGUCUUGUUUUGCCCCAUCAGCCUAAUACGCCAAUCGGAGCGCUGGAUGCUCUUCAGGUGAAGCUACUUCCCAAGCAGGGAACAUUCGUACCGAGAAAAACGAGGCAGGCUAAUCAACCUUUUGAAACGACUUUUAGAUUACAGGUACAUCUGCCCAGGAAUCAGCUGUACGUGUCACGGGUCAGCCCGAAAAUGAACCUGGGUGAAAUUCUCGAGGAAGUAUGUCGCGAGAAGAAUCUGGACAGGAACAAGUACGAGCUCCGUCAUCCUGCGAAUCUCGAGGAAGUCCUGGACCUUUCGUCGUCGUUGCAAGAUUAUCAUCUCCAGGAAGUGACGCUUUACGCAAAGCAAGGCAGAGCCCUGGGAUCGGCACUGAGUUCCCAGGAUAUAAUGGCUCUACAGAGACAGGAAGAACGCAGGAGGCAACAAACCAAGCAAGGUGUCUUUGGCUUCAUGUUCAAAAAGUCAAAGGACAGUUCACUGAGCACGGACAGCCUUGGAGGACGCAGUGUGUCGCCUGCGAGGAGCGACGAGACCGGAAGGAGUGCAAGUCCUUUGGCACCUCCGGCGAGACCUUUGCGCAAGAGACGACCGGCGCCCAAGCCACCAGUCUUGGAGAACGGCGAGGUGUCACAGGAUAAUUCCAAGGAGAAGAUCGUUAUAAGUCACAGUAGAAACAGCAGCGACAGUUCCGGAUAUCACGAAGCUUCCGUACUCAGUGACAAUCCUGACUCGAAUACUCGUAUACCGGAAACUCUUCCACGGAGGAGUAAGGUGCCGGGAAAUAUGGAUUCUCCUAGGAAACUCGCGCAGACUUCGCAGGCCAGUAAGAGCCUUGGAAAUCUUGCCGCUGCUUCCGGGGGACUCAGUCAUGGCGUCAGCAACACUUCCUUGAGCUCUACGGAUUCAUGCUCAAGUUUGCGCAAGAAGAGGACUGCUCCGGCACCACCGCCACCUCCGAUGGCACGACCUCUGUCGUCGGCUAUAUCAACUCAAGGAUUGGAACGUAUAGUGGAUUCUGAAGAGUCGUUGACUUCUGACAUGGAUAUAUCGAAACCACCGUCAGACAUUGGCGCUGCAUCUUCAAAAGCCAAUUCCGAUAUUGAUGUACAUUCCAAUGCGAAUUCCGGCGUUGCUAUGAAUUCUGUGAAUUCAAGAUCCACGGCUAUUGAGUCCAAAGUUAAUUCUGAGACAAGACUAGUGCCAGAUGUCAUUCCGAAUUGCGUCAAGACGUCUAAGACUGAUUCUGAAAUGGUGGAAAAAACGAAGCCUGAACUGAAAGCAGCGGAUAAGAAUAUUCCAAAAUCAAAUUCGGAAAUUGUACCAGCGCCAUCUGUACCGCGUACAAUGAAUGUAGCAACUGCUAGAGUAGAGAAAAGAGCCGGAGGACUUGCACCAAUUCCCAAACCUCGUGAAACCAGUAUUCCGGGGAGCAUCAAGUCUGCAAAUAGUCACGCACUGCAAUGUAGCGAAUCCCAGCCACUGCCUGCGCCUAGAACUCGUAGCGAGAGUACAACAAGCUUAGAUAGUUUACCAAGCGUCCAGGAGUCUGUAAAUAUUUCCAAGUCCGUUGGUAAGAUGUCAACAAAAAGUCUCGACACGAUAGCCAGUAACGAUACAAGAACCGCCCUGCCGUGUAGCAACGUACGAAAAUCGGAGGCUGUAAAAUCUGAGGUCUCACUUGAUUCGAGAGAAAUUUCACUGGAGAAAACACGCGACGAAGCUAAAGAUAUUUACAAAAAGGAUAGCUUCGACGAUGAGGUCCAAGUGUCAUCCAAUCGGACGAAACCUGAAGAACUCGUUGCAUCACCUGGACCCAUAAAUUGCGGAAGAGUGGGACGCGAUAAAUUCGACGACAAAAAGCAAGAAAGUGUAGCACUCGGUACGGGCGACAAAAGGACGAUCGUGACCGUGAAAUCUGCGGAAGUAAGUGUCAAAGGUCAGGAAGAAACGAAAGAAGGUAAAAAGCAUAGUGAAAGGAAAGCGCCAGAAAAACCAAGACGCAGGACCUUAGAGAUAGCUGAGUUGAAUAUCAAGAAGGAUCCGGGAGAAGAGAAUAACGAGAAUAAGGCGAGCAAGCCAGUUUUACGAGGCUCGGUAAUGGAGUUUAAGAAAGAUAAUUUUUCUCAAGAAUCUUCAACGUCCAUUGAGGGUAAUAAAGAGACGAUGGAGAAUAUAGUGAAACGCUUGGGACCAGGUAAAGCCAUUCGAAAGACCUGCAGCAUGAAACAAUUGCAUGAAAAAUGGGAAAAUCGUAAACUACCAUCAGGAGGCGAUUCCUUAAAACACGCGAAGAGUAUGGACGACAUUUAUGGUAUUUGUACACGAAAGGAAUCUGGAUAUAUAAGAAAAAAGAAUUCAAUGCAAACGAGAUCCUGCGCCGUGAUCUCGACUAUACCAAAGUGCGAGCACAUAGCGCCUAAAUGGGACGAUGAUGUCAGGAAGAUAACGAAGCACAAUUUGCAGACGGAAAAGCCUAAAUCAAAGAGCUUUGAACACCCUGUCAACGUAAAAGGUUCUUUGGGUCUUCCUUUCGAUGCUGGAGAAUCGAUAGUUCACUGCAGUCUCGAAUUGGAUGCUCGCAAAGAGUCAUUCGGUCUUACCGAGGACGAGCUUGCAAAUUUAGAGAACAUUGGGAUGUUAAAGCGAGAUAAAAAAAUGCCCAAGCGCAUGAAAAUAUUCAGGAGCCAUUCUGACUUAAAUAACUUUGAGAUAAACACAUUCGGUAGGCAUCCAAGAUACUUGACAGCUUAUGCUGAGGAUUUCGCAGGAGUGCUCAAUACCAAUCUGACUACAAAUGUAUUAAAAUUAGAUGAGAAAGAAAGAAAGGAUCAUAAGGAUCUGUCGAAUGAAGAUUCAACGAGCAAUGAGUAUAUCGGAAGUUCACAAAUCUCCAUAUCCGGUACAGAAUUUCCGUCAUUCAUGACCCAUGGUACCCAUUUUGCAGACUGGCAGGAUAUUCAGAAUUUGAAGGACGACGCUGAAGAAGACACUACGAUUAUUGGUCAAUCAGAUAACGAGGAUGGUCCAAUGCAAACGGAUGUUUUGCUCCGCAAAGUGUCGGACACGUUAUCAGGCUCUUUGGUUCCGCCGCCACAGCCGCCCACAAUGCCCCCUGACAGUUCCUGUUCAUCGUUAUCCGGAAGCGACGAAGCACAAAGCGCAGCGAAAAGAAAUCCAGUGGAUAUUUUAUUGAGUGAAGCAACCGAGACACUCAACGAGACGAUAGAGUCGACCAAGAAAAUAGAAAAUGCUGUCAAAUUGAGUCAAGUAAAGAUAAAGCAAAGCAAUCUUUCUCCAGCUCAAACAAUCUUAAGAUCGAGUACCCCAAAUUUAACGUUAAGUUCGUCGCAGCAAGAUACUUCCGACUACGUAUCAGCCGGUGGGGAUGAUUUAUCUAUAACCGAUUGGGAAUAUCAACUACCAGCUCCGCCAAGUGCAUUUCGAGAUAACGAUUCGCCAGCUUUCAAUGAUUACGAAACCAUCACUCUUGGAUCCGUGGAAGCUUUUAAGGAGCCCAUUGCUCGUAUAGUCGAUAAGACGGAUGCGGAGACGAAGAAUGAGAAUAAUCUGACAAUAACAAAUAAAACUGCUACUAAAUCUUCAGCUGUCAGUAGCAAAGCAAAGCAUGUAAAACCAAUUGUCGAUGUGACACCACCAACUGUAAUGGAUAAAAAAUCCUUCACCAGACAAAUAUCCACAGAGAGUCGUGGGAGUGACGCCAGUCUGGAAUUGAAGAAGGAAGUCAUCUCUGAGCUUGAGAACAGAAUCGAAACCGGACGCUUGUCGCAAUCCAAUAUCAAGCAUAGUGAAACAGACUCCAGAAGAGCGUCUGAAAUUUCAUCAACUCCUACACUAGCGCCUGUCGACAAUACUUUAUCAAAUUUCACAAUCACAACCUAUUCCGGGCAAAGGAGUUUGAAUAUAUUUGAUGAGGCUGAGCAGCAGCAACAACAACAACAAUCGGAUGACAAGACUGUCAAGAGUUUUGCUACCUUAAAUAGGAGUAGAACCAUUUCAGAAAAUUCUAAUGGCAGUAUACAGUCGCCUAGAAGUUCUACAGCUAGGGAACGUGAUUUUGUACAAACGAAAACGCUUCCAGCUAAUGGAUACGAUGGGCAAGAAUCAUUAGAGCAGACAGAGUUCCUUAAACCAGUGCCAAAAUCCUUGAAACACGAAUCACUUCCUAGCAGUCAGUCAUUCGGUAAUGACGAUGAGAAGUCCAGCAAUUUGCACAAAUCCAAGAGUUAUAUAUCAUGGGUAAAUAAUACUAAAGUUAGAACUGGAAUCAGUGGCGAGGAAGACAGUAUGAAUUCCAUGACGUACGACAGCAUAGAUAACUCUGGUGAACCGAUAAGAAAAUCUGUAAGCAUCAAUAAUUUGAGUCAGGAUACAUCUAGGGGUAACGAGAAGUUUUCACAGUGGAGGGAAAAUAUUCUGAAACGUCAAGAAGAACCAACCAAGGAGAAACAGUUACAAUCCUUACAGGUUCUUAAGAACAUUUUACCGAAGUUGAAGAACUCUCAACAAACGGAUGAAAAUGUAAUCGAACAGUCCAGAAAUAAAGUCGCUGACGAGCAAAUAACGAAAGUCGUUUCCUCUAUCGAACAUUCCACCGAAUCGAGUGUCGAUUCAAACACAGCUGAUUCUAAAUUGAAAGCAGAGUCAGAGAUGCAGAAAGUAAGGACAGAAGAAUCAAGCGGAAAACGUUUCUCCUACUCUGGACCACCUGCUAUAAGUUUGGGAAGCUGGUCGGAAAGGCCAUGUGUCAAUGUUCAAAUAAAGAUGGACACGGAUUACAAAUUCGGCAAGAGCAAUACCUCCGGGGCUAAAACAGUUGUAAAUUUAAAUGGUACCCGGGACGAGGCUGAUUAUGUAAAGUUUAAUGGCGAUGCUGGGAGCACUUUGCCGAGAAAGGUUGUAAAGAGUAAUUUUAUUGAAAAUGAGAUGAGCACCGAGCUGAAAAAGUCUGAGAAUAAAGAGAAGGAAGAACUCGCAAAUAAACUAAUAACACACACAACGCCAUCUGGAUUUAAGAGGCCAGCAUUAAAUAAAAUUGGCUUCCCCGAGGGCAGAUCGGUUCCCAACAAUGAGGACAAGCCUAUCGUAACGGCUAUGGAAUUGAAAAAAACAGAUGCCGACAAAAACGACCCUCCGAGGAACCAGAAACAACAGGAGGAUGACGAUGAUGAUAUCGACACGCGUCCAGUGAAGUUCGAGGAGCUAACAAAGGCAUUUGGACAGGAAGUUACGCGCAGAGCGAAACCAAAACAUAUAGUACAGAAUCGACAUUCUGAUUACUAUGGCUCAAAGCCGGAAAUUAUAACGAAUUUUAUUAAAUCGGAUAUCAAUCAAAAUGGAUUCGCGCAUUCUAAUAAAGUAGCACCGAAACAGGUAGAACCUGUACGCAAUAACAGUGUCGUGUCGAAUGAGAUCAACAACGAUGCUCAAAAUAUUCCAAUUAAGAAGUAUACAUCGGUUAUUGGUAUAAAUUCACAAGGAGCACAUUUUGCUAAUCAAAAUGGAAAUUUUGCGAUGAAGAAUCGUUCUAGUUCGAUUAAGAUCAAUGGUCCGAUGCCUGUCGUUAAAGGAUUCAAAAUACAGGCAUCUGAAAUAGAACCAAAAGUCAUUACUGCACCAGCCAGACAAAAUGGAUUCUCGGUUGUCAAUGGUCCGAAGAAACUGUCACAGACACCACAGCCUCCAACCAUGCCUGUCAUUACUGGCGUCACUUUAAAAAGUAACAGUGCUAGACCGAAGUCAAUGCCACUCCAAAAAGAUUCUAGAGACGAUUUGCUAGAAUCUAUUCGAAAUUUUGGUGGACGUGAUAAGUUGAAAACCGCUACAGGAAGAAGAUACUAACCUUCAGUGCCCUUCGGUGCAGAUGUAUAAAUAAUUAAAGUAAGCUUUGAGUCAUAAUCAUAAAAUACAUAAAAGUUAGCACGAGGAAGUUAUUGAACGCAGCUGUUUCGUUAUUUUGUAAAAAAAAUGUCAGAACUGCGAUAUUUCUGUAAAAUAUUCGUCACUCUUGACUGAACCACAGUUUAAAGUUGUCUCGUUCAGUUUAAGUGCUGCGUGGUUAGCAGCGUAAGAAACUUGUGGUAUAAAGCUUUCAAAUGUUAGAUUAUCAGAAUGUAUAUAGUCGUUUACAUGUUUGUGCAUAUUAUCGUGGAAAGGAAAUUACGUAGUCGUUUCCUAAACUGGAAACGUUCCUUUGAUACGAGAAAUGAAACAAAAAGAAACCAGUUUGGUGCUCCUGUUAUGUAUAAUUAAUAAGAAGACGUUUGAAAAUUGAGAUAAUUGUUCAUAGAUGCUUUAGAGAUUCCACUGUUUUCGUUGUUAUUUUGGCACAAAAAAAUGACGUCAGUAAAAUGGCGAGGAUUUCCAUAAUCGACGAAUUAAAUCAUGCAAAUACUCUUUCUAUAUAGCUUCAGCGCGAAAACUGAGCGAAACAGAAAUUAUUUAUCCUGUCGAUUGACGAGCAAAUAACAAUGUUUGUUUAGUUCAAUUACUAGGGUCAUUUAUUUGUUAAUUUUUGGUUCGCUUUCGGUAAUAGAGCACUAUUUUAUGAUUUAUAUGAAAGUCCUCGACGUUACAAGCUACGUUUAUUUUUUUUUUUAAUUACGCCUACGUUACUUUGAAAAAGUAAUUUAGCAGUUUAUUCAUAACUGAAUGCACUAUGCAGAAAAAUUUUGAAAAGCACGGCAUAGUAUCAAAAGUUAUUGAACGUGUAUAUAUACGAUUGGCGUAUGAAGUAGCUCAUACGUGGAACGUAUCCUUUCAAUGGAAGCUAGUUAAGCUUGGAUUUAAUCAUCGAUGUAAAAUAAAAAAUUAGUAUCUUUAUUAUUGCUCAUGUAGUCAUGUCUUUAUGCGAAGGAUGAAGAAAGUAAUCGAAACUACGUUAAGUUCUAAUUAGUCGAAUAAGACCGUUCAAGCCAGGCUUUGGGUGAGAUUUCUAAUAAAUAAAAUAAUUAUACCAAAGUUGGCCGUGGACGGACAAUAACGAUGUACUAAUCAUACAAUUGUUACUGACUAACAUCCUCUAAUCAUUGGAAAUACACAUUAAGUUUCUAUCAACGGGACCAAAGGUAACACUCUUCUUAUUUUAUAUCGUACAACGAAUUUAGAGAUAGCAAAAGUUAAUGAAUGGAAAUGAAGUGGCGUACUUGCGACAAAAAGAAUAUAAAAGAAAACAUUAGUCAAAAUAUAUACUCUAAAGCAUUCUAAGAUGGAGAUUAGUAUUUCUAUAAUGAAAAAAGUUUAUAUAAAACUUUGUAAAAUUUGUACGAAAGAUAAAAAUGUUUAUUUUGUUUAUGCCUCUACGUUUACUGUUUAACAAUAAUCGUAUUGCGUUAUAUUAUAUAUUGGCAAAUACAAAACAGCGCAUCUGUAUGGGUAUUAAUUAAUGAAGGAAUUAAUUAGGUACCGUUUGUACUUCAAUUUUGCCAUUUGGAUAUACUUCUUGCAUCUAUUUAUAUGAAUUAUGGCAACAACCUCUAAAUGUUUAUAUAUAUAUUCAUAUAUAUGUACUCCUUACCUGUUAAAACGAUUGUUAUUACUUACUGAUUCUCAUAGAAUGACAAAAAGUAAAUCAACCUCAAAUUGUUGUUCACCCACAAUGGUUGUGUUUUUUUUUUGGGGGAGAAUUUAAUGAUCCUGGGUAGGUAUUCAUUAGUUUAUAAAAAUUUGUGUUUCUUAUGUCAACAUUGUAUUUCAAUACUUCACAGCUAAUAUCAGGUUAACCGUUAUAAGAUAUUUACGGUGAUGCUAUAUGGCGUUGUGACUGACAGUCAUCUAUAAAUUAAACAAAUUGAUAAUCUAUUGUCGAGCGAGAAGAAACAGAAAUUUGUUCUAAAAUUAGGAGUGGGCCAUUUAAUUUCUAUUCGUCGACUUAAAAACGGGGAAAAGACAGAUGCGCGAAUUUUUUGUUGGCGGUUAAUAUUGAAUAAGAACUUAAAAAUGAAAUUAUAUUGUAUAUAGCACAUAUGUCAAUACUGUAUUUAAUAUUAUUAUCCUCUACGCAACUAUAACAUCAUAAAACUGUAAUCUAUUUAUGUAA